AUGGACCUUACCAUAUUUGGGUACGAGAUUGGUGACGUGAUUGGAGAGGGUACAUAUUCCACAGUGAGAAAAGCCUUCUCCCAAAAGCUUCAGAAACCUGUUGCCAUAAAAAUCAUUGAUAGGUCAAAACAGUCUGAUGACUACAUAACAAAGUUUUUGCCAAGAGAGGUAUCCAUCUUUGCAGAAUGUUCACACCCUAAUAUUAUCAAAGUAUAUGAGGUCAUUAAAUCGAGUGAACAUACAUUAUUUAUAAUGGAAGAAGCAAAAACAGAUCUCUUUGACCUGGUUGACUCUCAAGAUUAUUUCUCUGAAGAGGUUGCACGGCCAUAUUUGAAGCAGAUUGCUCAGGCUUUGGAAUAUUGCCACGUUCAUCACAUUGCACAUCGUGAUACUAAGUGUGAAAACAUUUUACUUACUGCUGAUAAUAUCCCAAAGAUCACUGACUUUGGCUUAGCAACUUGCAUAAAGGGAUCAGAUAGUUGCCCUUGUUCAACAUUUUGUGGAUCUGCAGCAUAUACUGCCCCUGAGGUUCUCAAUGGUGACAAAUAUGAUCCAUUUAAAGCAGACAUCUGGAGCUUGGGCGUAGUCCUCUAUGUUAUGGUGACAGGCUGCAUGCCUUUUGAUGAUAGUGACCUUUCAAAGCUCAAGGAGCUUCAGACACAAUCUUUACAAUUUCCCCCAUCACCUUCCCUGAGUGACUGCUGUCAAAACCUGAUUAAUGUAAUGUUGGAAAAAGACCCAAAGAAAAGAGUUAGUAUUAACCAUGUGGUAGAGCAUCAAUGGUUUGAAGUAUCAAAUUAA
Messenger RNA from Carcharodon carcharias (great white shark), 801 nucleotides. Its product is annotated as testis-specific serine/threonine-protein kinase 6-like. The transcript has a single exon. Bases 1 to 801 code for a protein of 266 amino acids. The record is from RefSeq and is a predicted model, not a curated record. Lineage: Eukaryota; Metazoa; Chordata; Chondrichthyes; Lamniformes; Lamnidae. Gene Ontology annotation, biological process: protein phosphorylation; intracellular signal transduction; microtubule cytoskeleton organization. Gene Ontology annotation, cellular component: cytoplasm. Gene Ontology annotation, molecular function: tau-protein kinase activity; protein serine/threonine kinase activity; ATP binding.